Molecule: messenger RNA, 1347 nt
Organism: Trichomonas vaginalis G3
Lineage: Eukaryota; Parabasalia; Trichomonadida; Trichomonadidae
Product: leucine-rich repeats (6 copies)-containing protein
Exons: 1
Coding region: 1-1347 (448 amino acids)
Source: RefSeq, a predicted model, not a curated record
AUGACUAAAUUUGAUACAAAAUUGAAGUUUGUUGGUGAAUACGCAUUUUCAAACUGCUCCAAUUUAAUGGAAGUCGAUUUUGGCGAAUUCAAUAUAAGUUUGUCAAAAGGAGUUUUUGCCUCAUGCCGCUCACUAAAAACUAUAGCAGCACCAAAUUUGUUAAGUGUAAUUCCUGAAUCUUUCGCGUAUCUUUGCACUUCCUUAGAAGCAAUAUUAUUAUAUCCAUAUUUGAUUGAAAUAUCUGAUAAUUCGUUUAGCGAUUGCAUAUCUUUAAUUUCUGUUGGAGGUGAUUAUUCAUCGCUAGAAAAAAUAGGAAAUAAUGCUUUCUAUCAGUGCAAAGCUCUGACCACAUUUAACUUCCCAAAAACUAAAAUAAAAGAAAUCAAUGACUGGGCUUUUACCGGAUGUACAUUUGCUUUAGUUGUUUUCCCAAAUACUCUUACUUAUAUUGGCAUUGGCGCUUUCAAAUUCUGUGAUAAAUUAGAAUUAAUAAAAUUUUCUAAUUCACUUAAAGUAAUCAAUGAAUCAGCUUUUUUCCAAUGCAUGAGACUAAAUGCAAUUGGAAUGUUUAAUUCAUUAGAAAUAGUUGAGAAACAAGCAUUUUAUUAUUGCGGUAUAAACGAAAUUGUCUUACCAGAAAAUCUUCGAUUUAUUGGAUGGAAAGCUUUUUAUUCUUGCAAAAAUAUAAAGAAAAUCGUUAUCUACAUGAGAAUUGAAGCUACAAUAGCUGAAGAUGCCUUCAAUAAUCUCGAUAAUGUUACAGAACUAGUUUUUAAUUCAAAUAAUUAUCAAAUAUUAAAUUAUUUGAACGAUUCAAAAAUUAAUAAAAUAACAUUUAAUUCUUCGCUUAUAUCUGAAGUUCCAUCUCUCAACACCUUCGUCGAUUUGAAUGAAUUGAACAUAUUAAAUCAAGAUAAUUUUAUUUCACUUCCAAAUAACUUUGUUCGAAGUAACAAUCUUUCUAUUUAUAUCUAUCCUAAUAUCAAAUCUAUCUCACAAAAUUCAUUCGUUGAUUCACAUAUCUCUAAAAUAGUUUAUUGUGGGAACGACACAGUUGAUGGAGAUUUUCUUAAAAAUGCCUUAUCAUGUGAUUCAGUUGAGUGUUCAUCUCAAUACAAUAAAAGGCUUUUUGGCGGAAUGAAAUUCAAAGUGAAUACCGAUCUUUGCGAAAUUUACCCUAAGGAUAACAAAAAACUUAUAAUAAUAUUAUGUACUACCAUUCCAAUUGCUGUUAUCAUUGUAAUAGCAAUCCCCGCUUUAAUAUGUGCAUAUAAGAUUCGGCGCAACCAGGAAUAUCUCAAAAAUAAAAUGGUAAUUGCAAAACUAGUUGUUGAUGAUUUCGGAUAA